GACCUGGUGAUGAAGGCAUCGAAAAAGAUAGAUGACGGUUCAGCAGGUAUAGAAUGCUGGAAGAAUGGCUUGAUGCUAUACACUGCGUACACAACGGAAGAGUUUCACCAAGUGAGAAAUGUACUCAUAGCCAAUCCGAGCAUUUACGACAAGGACCUCAUGGUGGGAUUCAGGAACUCGAGAUGGACGGACUUCCUGGGUUUUAGCCGCGAUCCGGACGCCUCCGAAUGGUUCAAGAAUGACGGCAAAUCUUGCGCGAUGCUCAAGAAAGGCGAAGCCUUCAAACUAGAAUCUGAAGACUGCACCACUGCGAAGGAAGUCCUGUGCAUUACUCUUCCAGGAGAUUGCCUGCCUUACUACCGAGUCGUGGACUCGGUCGAAGUGGCUCAGUGCGCAUUUAGCACCUGGGAAGAAGCAGACAACCUUUGCUGGAAGAAUGGAGGCCGGAUCUACACAGCUGCCACAAGUAACGAAAUGAUAUCACGUGGCGAGCUACUGGAGAAACAUUAGCUCGUCCUUCAAAGGUUACCAGGACCCCAUGUGGGUGGGGGUGCGCAAGGGAACGUGGAAUUUGACCGGGCGUGUGACGGACAACGCCGAAUGGUCCAGCGGAUCGCUCACCUCGACUGAUCAGGCCAUUGAUAAGUGUGCAUCCAUUGAAAACGGCAACAACUACCUUCUCCAAUCCUACGACUGCACUUUACCAAAACGCGUUCUAUGCAAGAAGCAGGUAUGUGCCGUGUCUGGAUACGAAAUGAUCCCUGGCAUUGGAUGCUCCAUAAAAGUAGGACCAUCAGCAUGGGCUCAGGGGACACAGUCGCCAUGUACAGACAACGGGGGAAGUUUAUUCUCUCCAGCAAGUGGUGCAGAAUUGACCUCAUUGCUCAAGUUCCUCAGAGAGGGAAGCAGCUCCUUCAGUGAGGACCUGUGGAUAAAUGCCUCUGGGAUGAGCGCAACGUUCUGGGCUGAUGGAGUCGUCACGGCGCUGGUUGGUGGUGUUACCUGUGGAUAUCUUAAGAAAGACAGCAACUUUCUCCUGAAAACGGAUAACUGCACUCAAGCGAAGGCAAUGCUCUGCAGGAUUCCCAAGCCCCAGUAACUUUAAAAGAUGCAAUUCACUCUGCAACGUGACCUUCGCUCCAGGACGAACCAGCCACUCCAAAUGGGGCGCCUCGAUACUAAUAAAGAAGCAUAACGCCCAUCUUACGAGAUACGUUCAUCGGCGCACACGAAACGAUACGAUCUACAUCCAGCUGUUAGGAAGUCUUUUAAGUCACAUAUUGCCACUUAUUAAAAUCUAAUUCCUUUCUUUGCCGAUGCUUCUUAUUAAUAU
Molecule: messenger RNA, 1333 nt
Organism: Macrobrachium nipponense
Lineage: Eukaryota; Metazoa; Arthropoda; Malacostraca; Decapoda; Palaemonidae
Exons: 7
Coding region: 539-1099 (186 amino acids)
Source: RefSeq, a predicted model, not a curated record